GGAAGUUUGUUUUUCCUGAUUUGCCAAACCGAGCCCAACCACAAGGAGGCGGUACCCAAAUCAAGAUAUCCAAGGACCCUGGACCGGCCGUGCACGGCGACCUCAAACGUGCACAGAUAAAGUCAUGGUCUCUCCGUGAAGGUUAAACUGAUGUACAGAAAAACACCAUCGCUGGGACGUCAUAACUGCAGAGUUCAGAGGAUGAACGGCUGCGGGGGAUUAUGAGAUUACCAACACAGCUGUCUACUCUCAAAGCCCCCCUGUAGGAUUGUCACAGUCAUCUGAUGUCCCCCUUAAUGUCUGCCGUCCUCCCAGCAUCCUCCAGUGAGGUGACGGGAUCCAGCGUGCUGCAUGGAGCUCUGCUCCUCUUCAUCAUACAGCUUCAACAACAAGGACUCUGAGGUUGAUGACGAAGAAAGGAUAACUUAGGAUAACCUUUCCUCAACAUGAGCCUCUCCCCCCCCUCCCUCCUUCUUCUUCUUCUUUUUUCCACCAUUCCUCAUGGGCCCUUACUGUCCUGUGUGGGGGCCAGGAAGUUGUGUCCCCUGCACUGCACCUGCUACGAGCUGGCUGACCUGGUGGACUGUCGCGAUCAAGGCCUCGCCCAUGUUCCCAGAGGUCUCCCCCAUGGGACGUGGCUGCUGGAGCUGGGGGGGAACAACCUCACUGUGAUCAGCAGCCGCGCCUUUGCCGGACUCUGGUCGCUGCGCGUCCUGGUGCUGACCGGCAGCAACAUCCGGGACAUCCAGCUACAGGCGUUCUUUUCUCUGUCCUUCCUGGAGAAGCUGGACCUCAGCUGGAACCAGCUCUCCACCCUUCCUGUGGACUUCUCAGCCAGUCUGUCGGCUCUCAAGGAGCUGCGCCUCGAGCACAACGACCUCCGUUACAUAUCUGGUUACAGUUUGGAGUUUUUGGACAACAUGGAAAAGCUGGACCUCAGUCAUAACCAUCUGGCGUCCGUGGGCCCCGGUGUGUUCAGGGGCCUCUCCAGACUCAGACAGCUGUAUCUGCACAACAACAGACUGACAGCCGUGCAGCAGGGAAGCCUCGACAUGCUGCCAGGGCUGGAGGUGCUGCAGCUGAGCAGCAACAACAUCUCCCACAUCGACAGCGACGCGCUGGCUCCUCUCUACAGUCUGGCUGUUCUGAGUCUGGAGGGAAACAGCCUUCAUCACCUGAAGUUUAAGACGUUCAUCAGCCUUCACACCACAGCCACACACAUCCAGCUCUCAGGUAAAUCUCAGCAGGUUUUCUACCAGUAUUUUCUGCUGCACCGAGUCUUCAGUAAGAUCCUGCAUGUUCGCCACCUCCACAUCGACGACUACCAAAACGUGACGUGUCAGGAGCCCCCGCAGCUGAUGGGGGCGUCCCUGGCCUGGGUAGACAGCCAGCUGUGCAUCGCAGAGACCGCCACGGUGCUCGUCAUCACCGUCACCGUGCUGGUCACCGUGGUGGCCGCCGUGGUGAUGGCAGAGAGGAACAGGAAGCGGAACCGCGGGAAGAACUGGGACACGGAGUCUCAGAGUCCUCCGUCUUGA
Messenger RNA from Oryzias melastigma (Indian medaka), 1538 nucleotides. Its product is annotated as decorin. The record is from RefSeq and is a predicted model, not a curated record. Gene Ontology annotation, molecular function: protein binding. The transcript is spliced from 7 exons. NCBI's taxonomy places the organism in Eukaryota, Metazoa, Chordata, Actinopteri, Beloniformes, Adrianichthyidae. Bases 447 to 1538 code for a protein of 363 amino acids.